This is a messenger RNA of Cladocopium goreaui, 10419 nucleotides long. Lineage: Eukaryota; Dinophyceae; Suessiales; Symbiodiniaceae. The record is from the annotation of a GenBank genome assembly.
AUGUUGCUCAGCUUCCAGAUCCUGAUGGACCUCAUGCUGGUACACCUCAACAAGCGCAUCAACAAGCGGCUGGCAGCAGAAAUCUCCUUGACAGGCCUUACUGGCAACAGCAAGUUUGGCAAAGAUUGCAAGAAGAGGGCACAGCAGAAGACGCGGAUGGAGAACACCGAUACUGAGAGUAACCACACCAGCUUGGACGAGGAGACCUGCACUGGUGUCUGGCGUGACACCACUGUCUUCACGAUCAAUGGAAUGACAAGCCAAAUUGUUCUACCGUGGCAUCGCUUUCAGGAUUUUCCAUCGCUGUUGCGACCAUUAUUUGGAAUCUCUGAACAUGAAGAAGUUUUUGCAUAUUCCGUUGACCAUCCUCCAGCUGAUCUUGAUGCACAAGACCACGAAUGUCUCAUCAUGAGGACAAAUUUGCAGCCACCGAGUUCCCACAUCUUGAGACUCAUUUUGGUUGACAUUGAGGUAUAUCCUGGUGGAGAAGUCCAACCCACGACGUAUGCCAGACGAACUACCUGGAUGCCUCACACCGCCAAUCGUUUGUCCAUCCUUCGAUUGUUGGGACUCGAAGAACAUUAUCAAGAAGAUCAAACACGAUGCCAUCUCUGGGUUAAUCGCAUUUGGGUUGAUCCAGAACAUGACGUACCAGUUCAUUUCGACAAUGGCGACUCCAUCAUUGCCAUCAUUGCUGAUGAACAACUCAUCAAUGAACUCACUUCAGAAGAUACAGAUGAUCAAGACUCGAUGCGUUUUGCCAAUGGUGACUGGAACAGAGAACUUCACAACCGCUUUUUGCGCCAAGCCGUUGUGGAAAUGGAAGAAGAAGGACCUGCAGCCUAUGUAGUCACCUGGCUCUUGCAGGAACACAGGCAACCAUCAUGCUGGACUCCCAGAGUUGUGAAACUCACAGAGGACUACACGGCAUGGAGUGAUCUCAUUGUGGUCAUCCUUUACCCCGAUGAGGAACAGCUUCGUCCAUUUUGUCGCGUGCGAUGGGGCGAUUUCACGUUUGGCGUCAUUGGAGCUCCUUUUGAACCAGACAUUGUUCACAGUGGUGUUGGUCUAGACGUUUUAUUGCCACAUCAGGAGCUCAUUCCACCAACUACGGAACCUUUGACGAUUUUUGGGGAAGCCAUGCACCAGAAUGACCAUGAAGAAGUUGUUCUCAUGCAGACGAACCAUCCAUCAACCAUGGCUUCAGCUGAUGGUAUGACAACCCCAAUUUCGACAGCAGCAUGUCCAGGCGACACCAAUUUUACCUUUGAUCCCGAAGCUCCAGCAUUUGUUCCAGGGCAACCGAGUAUUGCUACACAAUCAGAAUUCGUCCAAGAACUACAUGACAAUUGGCGUGCGACUGCCUUUGCCUGGGAGGACGAGACUUCGUCGUGUACCAUUUUGGUCUGGAUGGUGGAUCAUAGCUGGACAGAACCUCACAGUUACAUGCCGCGCCCUGUGCGUUUGUACGAAGACUUUACCACAUGGGAAGAGCGAAUUGUCACAGCCUGGAAUGACCUUCUUCAACCAGGUUUGCCUCGUGAAUUACACUUGGUACACCCGACCCCGCCCACAGCUGACAAUAUGAUUGCAGCACAUGUGAUCGUUAUCCAACGGCCACGAGAUGAUUGGGUGACGAGUGUGGUCACUUGCCUUGACAGCACCAAUCAACCACAGACCAUGCACCAAGCGGCUGUGACCACUCACGAGCACAUCUUGCUUGACAACUUGCUGCGCAUUUUCCACCUUUACCAUGCAUGUAUUGGUCAGGGCGCCACUCAUGCGUGUGCAGCCUGGUAUGAUCGAGUGCCUCUUGAACGCACCCUUGAUGGGUCGCAGACCAGGGAGCGCCUAACAACUGAUGUGGUGGCUCAUGCACAGUGGCUCCUGGAAUCCUCAGUCGCUCGACCAGCUUUGAAGCUGGCUGAAAUGCUUGCGCCACCCACUUUACUCCAAGUGGACUUUAGAUCAGUUGAAAACAUGAGCACCACCAUUUUCAACAUCGAUCUUGGCAGCGUCCAACCGCGUGCCAGUGUCGUGAAAUGGCAUCCGUCAACGCAAGAGUUGCUGGAGUUCAUCCCUGACUGGCAAGGAGAAGCGCCUACUGGCAUAUCCUUCUUUACAGAUGGGUCAGCAGCCAACUUCACCAAUCAGCGUCGAUCUUCCGCAGCUGUGGUACGCAUCAUCCACACAGCUUGUGGCGAUCGUUUUGGCGGUUUUCGCUGUUAUGACACCAGCAUCAAUGGAUUUGCUCCUCACGCUGAAGCAGUAGCCAUCCUCACUGCAGUUCUUUGGACUGCUCAGAUGUGUGAAUUGAACCCGCACCUACAAGGAAGCACAUUUUGUUUCCAUUUCGAUUGCCUAUUUGCAGGCAUGAAUGCCCACGGACAAUGGCGCACCAAUGCACACGAAUCAAUUCAACACCUAUCUCGUGCCAUAGUGCAUUGGUUGGAAACACGAUAUCGGAUUCAUGCCCAAUGGCACCAUGUCAAAGCUCAUAGUGGACAACCUUGGAACGAAGCUGCAGAUGCAGCCGCUUGGGCAGCGGUCUCGCAAUGGAUCCCACAGAUUGAUUUCUGUUCCAUCCAACAUCAGCUUCUGUCAGACGAACCAGGUGUUGCAUGGCUUUGGAUGUUAGAUCUUGCGGAACAGCACCAUCCCGCAGUGCCUGCGAUCACAGACGGCAUUAUGACUGUCAAUGCGUCCGCAGCACUGUCUAUUCCUUCUACAGCUGCCAAUCACCCCUUUCUGGCGAGACCAGAAAUGCAACCAGAUGAUCUACAAGAGACCCAUUUGACUUUGACGUGUGCUACUGCCAAUGUGCUUACUCUCUACCAGAACAAGCAGGAGUAUGGCAAGGGCAUCACAGCACGGAUGGAAUCGCUUCUACAAGCAUUUGCAGACGAAGGUAUCAAUGUCAUUGGAGUACAGGAAACAAGAUCUCAGAUUAAUGGGCACACCACAUGCCAUGACUUCCACAUUUUGUCAGCACCAGCGACGGCCAAAGGUGUGUGUGGCAUUCAACUUUGGGUUCGCAAACGAUGGAAACUACCGCAGGGCUUUCUCCACAUUGCAACUUCCAACCUGCGCAUUGUGGCGACAGAUCCACAAUACCUUCUUGUUCGUCUUUGUCAUGAUGGAUUGCGCUUGCUCUUCCUGGUCGGUCAUGCCCCAAAUUGUCCUACCUUCGAUGAAGCAACGCAAUUUUGGUCGAAGCUGGGCAAAGCGAUUCCAAGUUCUAUGCGUUCGUGGUCCUUGAUUGUUCUGGUCGAUGCCAAUGCACGUACAUGGAGGAAAAGCAUCUUACGUGAAAUUUUUCAAACCUGGCGAUGGGGCAAAAUUCAAGAUGAUGUCCGUUGUCUCCAACCGUGGAUGCGUGUUCUCCACCAAGCUCUCGCGCUUCAUUCGGGACAACAUCAUCGUCUUUGUCUUCAAGUAGCUGCAGCAGUGCGACAUGAUGACGUCCAGUUCUAUAAGACACUGGCCGCAGAACAAAGCGACGUCGCUGCAGAUGAAGGCAUCACUGGCCUUUGGCGCAAGAUUCGCCAUCUCCUGCCAAAAGGCGUGGCCAAGAAGCGCGCCAACAUACGAUGUCGAGGCCCUCAAGUUGAUGACCUCACCCGACACUACUCCAACCUCGAAGCUGGCAAGGAAAUCGCGUAUCCUGCUCUACUCACACAAUGUGCACAACAGCAAAGCGAAGCCCAGGCUGACUUGCCAUUGAUGAUCUCACUUCAUGAGAUUCCGACACGAGUUGAAGUGGAGCAAGUUUGCAAAUUGGCAAAGAAAGGCAAAGCGCCGGGCCUUGAUGGAAUCCAAGCUGAACAACUUCAACAGAUGAUGAUUUGGCCUGGAUCCCCUAUCGCAGACAUCGCGUACAAUAUCCUUAUGACUGCGCUCCUGAAGGACCUGCAAGUUGGUCUUCAUCAAUUGCCGCUGAUCCAACAAGCCAACAGCUUUUUGGACAGCUUGUCACCGACCAUUGCAUGGGUAGAUGACAUUGCCUUGCCGCUACCAUGCCUCGCGGCGUGUCAACUUGACAAUCUCUUGCAGCAAGCCAUGACAGUGGUCCAUCAGACCUAUGCUGGCAAAACGGAAGCCAUCUUGCAGUACAGAGGAAUUGAUGCCCCAGCUUGUCGACGCGAGAGAUUCAUUGACAGCUUUGGUCAGAUUGACAUCCCAGGCUAUGACCCUUUACACAUUGUCACCAAGUACACGCACUUAGGCAUUGUGAUGGCCCAAAGUUGCGACAUUCAGCAGGAUCUCAAGCUCAAAAUGGGCAAGGCGUCAGCCGCUUUUCGCAGCAUGAGCAAAACCAUAUUUUUGAAUCGCAAGCUGGAAAUUCGCCUUCGGUUGAAGCUGCUUGAGACUCUUGUCCUGCCAAUCCUUUUCUAUGGAUGUGGAGCAUGGCCUCUUUUGUCGACCAGACAGUUUGCAUCUGUUUCCUCAGCCAUUGUGAAAUGGCAACGACAAAUUGCAGGAGAAGGAUAUUGGAACGCAGAACAAGUGACUGAUGCUGAAUUCCGAGCCAGAUGGCGACUCCCACCAUUGGCUGUCCGCCUCGCCAAACACCGGCUCUUGUUUCUGUUGCAAUUACAACGACAUGGACCACAAGUAGUUUGGGAAAGCAUCACUGCCGAGGAUGAGAUAUGUCGAACCUCCUGGCUUGAUGCAGUGCGACAGGCUCUCCAAUGGCUUGGCACCAUGAUAGCAGAUCUCAAGGACAGGGAAUGGACUUGUGAAGCAAUUUUGACCUGGACAAGUCAGGCAGAUGCAACGAUGCCCAAUCAAAUCCGACGUGCGGUGGCCCGCUUUCUGACUCAGGAAGAGACCAUCCAUCAUGUGGCACGCAUGCAUCGUGAUAUCCGGGAACUUUGCCAACAACAUGGAGUUGUGUUUGAUCAGACACCCACUCUACAAGAACCACUCCCUGAUUUGUUUCCAUGUUCAAUGUGCUCCCGUGCUUUCUCCACCAUUCAGGGAUUGAACGCGCACCAGUGGAAGCAACAUGCACAUAUCUCUGAGGAGAGGCGCUUCGUGUAUUCGGGCGUUUGCGAAUGUUGUCGAAAGUGCUUUUGGACAGCGCAGAGGCUCCAGCAACAUCUCCGCUACUCCAAGCGCAAAGCGAAUGGGUGCUUCUGGUGGGUUCAACGACACCUGGACCCCUUGCUUCAGCCGGAACGAGUCGACAUUCCGGAACCACUACAAGGCCAACAUCGUCUUCCUUGUACAGCAGCGGCUGGCCCUUGCCAGCUUGAUGUCACAACGAAGUGGAGUCGUGACCAUGCUCGUGCAUGGAAGCUGUGGCAACACGAAUGGCACCAGCAAGGCUUUCCAGAAGACCUCUCAGAUGAACUAUGCCAUGAGGUGCUGGAGGCCAUUUCUGCCACUACGAGGCAAUGGUGUGCAGAUGACACGCAAGAUCUCUCAUGGAGAUGGUGCAAGACUGUGGAGAUCUACAACACUGACCCGGUUCGACAUGCGCAAGCCAUUUGGGCUUUUGCCCUUUGGGGACGAACCAGGCUUUAUGAUCUGCUUGACGAGAUCGAGGAGGUCGACCAGAAGAUAUCCAGUGAGACACAGUAUUUGGACCUGCUCUACGAGCUUCCUGUUGCCAAGUUAGUCGAUCGAUUAGAGCAACUUCAUAGAGCUGCUCCACCUGCUGCUCCGCUACCAGAAAUCCCGACUUCGACCCGUGAUCAACGAGCACAUUUGCCGCUGGAAUCAACUCGCAACGCGUAUGACCACAGUCAUGCUCUUCUAGGUGACUGCCACUAUUGGGCGAAGCGUUUGAUUGAGCAGUACUUCCCUAACUUCGAGGUCAUUAUGCUUUCUUUAGACACGGCAGUGGGUGGAACACACUGUGAUCUAUUGAAUGGCCCUGGGCUGGAGUCGCUACACCGCAUCGCGCAGGCAGGUGUCGUAGCAGGCAAUCUCGCAGGCCCACCCUGUGAAACCUGGAGUGCUGCUCGCCAUCUUCAGCCUCCUCCAGACUCCCAUGAACGUUGGCCACGACCUCUUAGAUCGGCGCAACGCGCUUGGGGGCUGGAGUAUCUCACGCACCGAGAACUCUGCCAAUUGGCGACCGGAAGUGCCUUGAUGCUCUCCAACUUCAAGAUUGAGAUCACAGUGGUUUUGCGUGGUGGUGCCUCCCUGCUGGAACAUCCAGAUAUCCCUGAGUGCCAGGAUUAUGCUAGCAUCUGGCGAACCCCUGUUCAAUAUCGACUUUGUCAUGCAGCACCGGGCCAUCAGCGAAUUCACAUUCAGCAAUGGAAGUAUGGCUCCAAAGCAGUCAAACCGACUUUGAUCAGGGCAAUGGGGCUACCGGCUUCUGCUGCGGUUCUUCAUGGACAAGCCUUGCAGGGUCUCGCGAAGCCUGAGAAGCAUCUGAGCGGCCGAGAUGUAGAGACAGGUCAAUUUCGCACGGCAUGCGCGAAAGAAUACCCGGAAGGGUUGUGUAGGGCGCUGGUCACAACUCUUUUCCAAGGACUAGCCAAGCGGCGACGAGCCGAAGGCAUCGUCGUGCGGCCAAUGUCCCAGCUCGGAGAGCGGGACAUCCAGUGGCUCACUUUGGUGGAACAUCUGUCCAACACCAAUUUUGUGAACAACGACUUCCACUUCCCAGAGAAGAUCCCAAAGACGUGCCCGUGCCAAAGCACGCUUACAGGCUUACAGUGGUUCCUGCACACCAAGGGCUUUCAGCGUUUGACUGUGAAACAGCUGGCAAGGAUUCACACUAUCCUGUCUGCACAUCACAGCAAAGAUCCUCUUUUUCUUCGACGUAUUCAGAAAGAGAUGGCGUCUUUGAAAGCUCCGCCAUGGAGAUGCCGCGCAUGCCUCAAGACCCUGAAAGGUCAGAUGCCAAGAUGCGCAUGGUGCGGUGGUCAUUGGCAGCAGUGCUACGAUCCCAACUUCGUUCCUGGGGAAGGUCAAAGACCGAAGUCGGUGCCUCGAGCUUAUCAAGAUUCGCAGGCUGCGGUGCCAUGGAAUUAUCAACAACCUCAACAUUCUCAAACAGAUUGGGGUCAAAAUGCAGGACAUGGUCGAGGUCAUGGAUCAGGACGCAGUCCUCGACAAAGAUCGAGGCGAUACCGUGGUGGCAACAAUGGGCAGCAUCAACAGCAUUCUGCACCAGUACAGCAAGCUCCACUACCAGCUCCUGCUCCCAUGAUGCACAAGGGCGAUGGCAAAGGGCAGACCUCUAUGAAAGGCUCCGGUGUGAGCCCUGUGUUAGCCCCUCCGCCACCUCCACCUAUCAUUGUACCUGCUCCUCAGGGUUAUGGAAAUGCAAUUGCACCCCAAGCAGCCCAACCACAAGAUGGUAUAUGGGGCCCGCAGAUGGUAGCACAAGACACUUCAUUGUAUGCCCCCUCACCGGCAGCCCCUUCAGAUGCCGAAGUUCGUCUGAGAUCAUUGCUGCGAGAAUUGAAGAAGGCUCCGGAAGAGUCUCUUCCAGCUGGGCUACAGGAAGAAGUGAAAAAGAAUACAGCUCGAGAAGAAGAGUUGACAACCAAAGGGUUGCACCGAGCUGUGGACAAAGUCAAGAAAGCCAAAAAGGCAGUUUCAGCCGCUACCUCUGCCAGGGUGAAAUUGAUGACAGACUGGAGAAUUUUCCUGCAACAAAGUGUGACCACAUGGCAGGAAUACACCACGAUGUUCCAAACGCAAGCGCAGGCGAUGCAGGAGAAUUUGGACAAUGCCCUCGAAGCUCUGGCGGCGGCAAAGCGCAACUUCCACGAGCAAUCGGCAUCGUUGAAGGAGAACGACACCGAGACCAUCUCCGACGACGACAAGGAGCCGCAAGAUUCAGAGAUGAACCUGCAGCUCGAAAACUCCAAGCGCAUCCACGAAGGCCUGACGACUGUGGUGACCAGUCUUCAAGAUUUGACAGAGAAGGCAGAGCUCGAAGAGCAAAAAGCCAAACGACAACGCAAGGCCCCAGAUCCCACCGACGACGAGGUUGGCGAUCUCUCCGGCUCUGCGCUUCCAUCCAUGCAGCCUUUUGGGGCAUUUCUUCGUGCGGUCAGAGUUUUGCAGGAAACAGCUGAUGCCAUUCAAGAUCAAAAUGUUGCUGCGCCGGACAUUGAUACAUAUGCACCGUGGGUGCAAGAUGUUCAUGAACUUUGGACGAGAUUGGCCGUCCUGGGGCCAGGUGGUGCAGAGAUUUUGGGUCGCUUGGAGACGUGGUACACUGAUCAUGAUUCAUUUCAACGCUGUUAUAAUUCCCGUAUAGCAGUUUUUGCAGAUGAUUACGAAAAUUGGGAGGCACAGCUCAAGCUCCUCUGGAGGGAUCGAAUCAGAUCUGACGAACCUAUUGAGUGUUUUUUGAUCUAUCCACCCCCAGAUGAUCGUGCUGAGCAGACUAUUGGUCAGAUGAUGAUAGUUCAAAGAGCAGCUGCCUUUCAACGCUCAGUUCUUAUCUCUGUUUAUGACAGUGACUAUGACCAAGGAAGAGCGCAUUCUCAUGCUUUGGUUAUGGGCGACCGCAUUGAUCUUCAGUCAGUAACCACAAUGAUCCAAGCUGGUGAAGACUGUCCACCAGAUCGCCCAGCCAACGUUUGGUCCUUGUGGUUUGGCACACGGCAGUUUCAUCCUCAUGAAAGAGCAUUUGCACGGCACGGCCAUGCAUUUCGUUUUUUGAUUCAUCGACGCCCUUUGGAUGCUCCUGCCGAUCCUCUUGCUAGCGAUAGUGAUGAUUUACGACAACGGUUGAGAGCUAUGAUUGGUGACGCACCUCCUAGUCCUCGUAUUGAGUACAUGAUUUCUGCUCCCAGUUGGCUUCAAACACUUCAACGCACUUUUGACUCUUUCGCCACUACGGAACGUGAAGAUGAAGGUCCAGUCGCAUACGUCGCAGCAUGGUAUGUGAACUGCCAUCGACAGCCACGGUGCCAACCUCAUCGCACUGUGCGCCUGAGAUCUGACAUCUCUGCAUGGCAACGCACACUCAUGGAAGCAUGGCGCGAUCGUCUGGAUAUGCGACUUCGUACAGAGCUGUAUUGGGUUGACCCCACACCACAAAACCCGCCAACGCAGAAUUUGAUUGGCCAUGUGCUCAUAGUACAAGAACCACGCAGAGAUCACGUGGUUGUUCUUCUGUCAGGAGUUGCUCACCUUGGUUAUCAGGAUGAUAUUCAUUACUCAGCGGUAUGCAUCCAUGAGCGCCAAACAGCUCCUUCCAUUGUUGACAUCCUUCCUGUACCAUCACACUUGCGCAGCUUCAACUUUCAUGUCGGCAUAGGGCCUCGAGAAUUUCUUCGCGAUGCCUCCUAUCGCCUUGAGAAUGGUGACAACAUUGUGAUCGACAUUGAUGUUGAGGUCCCUGUCCGCGAGGACUUACAUCCUCGUUCAGAGACAGACGAGACCAACUUGCUACAACGCCGCCCGCUGCAUCGGAAGUUGCCCAUUGUAGAUUCAAGUGGUGUACCUGAUCAACCAGUCAUGCAGAAUGGUGAAGUGAUACAGCUUGCCAAUUUACUCCCUUCUCCUGUAUGGACAGUCAUUAACUGUCAAAGCAUUGCAGAUUUGAGGCAAAGGCUCACAACUUUUCCAGCUCCGCAAGUUUGCUUUGACCUACAGACGACGAAAUGUACCCAAGUGACGGCCGAUGCUCUGCAGGCAACACCCUUCUGGACCUUUGAGUAUCCGCUCGCCUUUGAAUUCUACACUGAUGGUGCCUUCAACAGUGCACGUAGUUUGGCAGCUGCAGGAGUAGUUCUGAUAGUUCAAACUCAACAUGGAAACCGUUUUGGUGGCUAUUUGACGUCAUGGUGCGCAACAACUGCCUCCGCCCCUCGAGCAGAAGCAUCGGCUGUGAUCUUAGCCGUUCACUGGGCAUGCUACCUUGUUGUGGCCCUGUGUUUUUCGUCCACGCCGAUGUCCUUGAUGUAUGACAACGUUUAUGCUGGACAAGCCACGUCACCACAGACCUUGCUGAGCUUCUCCAAUGUUGUUUGCAUGAAGGGCCCGACCAAUGUGCACUUUCAUGGCUAUGGCUCUAUGAAAAGUCAGCUCGAGGGGAUGGUGAUGCGCCAGUCUUGCACAACCAUCAGUGGAGGUUCAAUGCGGCUGCCCCUCUUGAGCACAUGCCUGAUUUCCAAGCCCAACCAUUUGAACGAAGACGUGUCAAACAUCAAGGCGCACACCUGCAAGCCGAGCAGAUCUGUCUACGCUUUGCCACAGCUAAUGUUCUUACCUUGUAUCCUCAACAAGAUCAUGGUGGAUCCUUUCUUGGGGCACGAGCCGAACAGUUGGCCAUGCAGUUUUUGUCGGCCGGAAUACAUUGCAUCGGUCUUCAGGAAACGAGGUGUGGCCAUUCUGGUCAUCAGUCCUUUGAGUCAUUCCACGUCCUUUCCUCCAGUGCCACUGCUCGAGGACAUGGAGGUGUCCAAUUUUGGAUUGCGAACAAGAUCACCAUGA